This is a messenger RNA of Uloborus diversus, 474 nucleotides long. Its product is annotated as cytochrome P450 3A9-like. The record is from RefSeq and is a predicted model, not a curated record. Gene Ontology annotation, molecular function: heme binding; monooxygenase activity; oxidoreductase activity, acting on paired donors, with incorporation or reduction of molecular oxygen. The transcript has 7 exons. The coding region runs from base 1 to 474 and encodes 157 amino acids. Lineage: Eukaryota; Metazoa; Arthropoda; Arachnida; Araneae; Uloboridae.
AUGCUUGAGCAAGAAAAUACUUGUACUCGAAAGGAUUUUCUUCAGUUACUGCUGGAUACUACAAACGAGGAUGUGUCACAAGAACCAAAGCAAUUGCAAGAAGCUGACGAUUUAGCUUCUGUCAUUGAACUCGUAGCUAAAUGCUGGAUCUUUUUUCUCGCUGGAUUCGAAUCCACUGCAACUACGCUAUCGUUGGCUCUCAAUCCACAAGUACAACAAAAGGCAAUCCAAGAGUUUGAUUCAGCUCUUUCUUCUUUAGAUGGAAACAUUUCUUAUGAAUCUCUGCAAAAUAUGAAGUAUCUUGAUAAUGUUAUGUUAGAAACGUUGCGCGUGUAUCCAGCGGGACUAAGUGAGCGAGCUAAGAGAGAUCAAUUAGUCUACAUGUCAUUCGGGUUAGGUCCAAGAAAUUGCAUAGGCACGCUAUUUGUACUUGUGGAAAUGAAAGACGUGGGUGGCAUUACCCUCUAUCAAUAG